Messenger RNA from Marmota monax (woodchuck), 3155 nucleotides. RefSeq names its product SUMO specific peptidase 2 (gene Senp2). NCBI's taxonomy places the organism in Eukaryota, Metazoa, Chordata, Mammalia, Rodentia, Sciuridae. Gene Ontology annotation, biological process: protein desumoylation. Gene Ontology annotation, molecular function: deSUMOylase activity. The transcript is spliced from 17 exons. Bases 126 to 1895 code for a protein of 589 amino acids. Gene Ontology annotation, cellular component: nucleus. The record is from RefSeq and is a predicted model, not a curated record.
CCCACGGAUCGCGUCACAAGCCAGCGACUGAUCCUUGGUGGUGGUGGCCAAGGCGGCAGCGGCGGCGACAGCUCUGGGGUUUGCGUCUCGGGGUGUGUCGGCCGCCGCUGCUGCUCGGGCCUGGUAUGUACAGAUGGCUGGUUAGGAUUCUCGGCACCAUUUUCCGCUUCUGCGACCGGUCGGUGCCCCCUGCCAGGGCUCUCCUGAAGAGGCGGCGCUCGAACAGCACUCUGUUUUCUACAGUGGACACUGAUGAAAUACCUGCUAAAAGACCAAGAUUAGAUUGCUUUAUUCACCAAGUGAAAAACAGUCUCUACAAUGCUGCCAGCUUAUUUGGAUUCCCAUUCCAGCUGACCACAAAGCCUAUGGUGACUUCUGCUUGUAAUGGAACACGGAAUGUGGCCCCUUCAGAAGAGGUAUUUUCGAACUCUUCAUCUUGUGAACUGACAGGUUCUGGAUCCUGGAACACCAUGCUGAAACUGGGUAAUAAAUCUCCUAAUGGAAUAAGUGACUAUCCAAAGAUCAGAGUGACAGUAACCCGAGAUCAACCACGUAGAGUCCUGCCUUCCUUUGGCUUUACUCUAAACUCAGAAGGCUAUAAUAGAAGACCAGGUGGCCGUCGCCAUAGCAAAACCAAUCCAGAGAGUUCCUUAUUGUGGAAACCUCAGGAACAGGCUGUAACAGAAAUGAUUUCUGAAGAGGGUGGCAAGGGUCUGAGACGUCCCCAUUGUACCGUGGAGGAGGGUGUUCAAAAAGAGGAAAGAGAGAAGUACCGAAGAUUAUUGGAGCGACUUAAAGAAGGUGGUCAUGGAAACUCUAUCUCACCUGUGACUUCACAUCAUCACAGUUCUCAAAGAAGUCAGAUGGACACAUUAAAGACCAAAGCCUGGGGGGAGGAGCAGAAUCACGGAGUCAGAGCAACUCAGUUUUUUCCAAAACAAUAUAGAGUUGCUGAAACCAGAGGACCUCUAUGUCCAAUGAGAAGUGAAAAGAGGUGUUCAAAAGGGAAAAUUUCUGAUACAGAGAAGAUGGUGGGAAUCAGACUUGAAAAUGAAGGUAGGAGGGGACACCGAAUGGAGCCUGACCUAUCCGAAGAAGUGUCAGCUCGACUCCGCCUGGGCAGUGGAAGCAAUGGAUUACUCAGGAGGAAAAUGUCAAUACUUGAGGCAAAGGAAAAGAAUUUCUCAGGCAAAGAAAGGGAUAGAAGAACAGAUGAUCUCCUUGAACUUUCAGAGGAUAUGGAAAAAGAAAUCAGUAAUGCCCUAGGCCAUGGCCCACCAGAUGAGAUCCUAAGUAGUGCUUUCAAAUUGCGAAUUACUCGAGGAGAUAUCCAGACCUUAAAGAACUAUCACUGGCUCAAUGAUGAGGUUAUUAAUUUUUACAUGAAUCUUCUAGUGGAAAGAAAUAAAAAGCAAGGCUAUCCAGCACUUCAUGUAUUCAGCACUUUCUUCUAUCCUAAAUUAAAGUCUGGGGGUUAUCAAGCAGUGAAAAGAUGGACCAAAGGGGUUAAUCUCUUUGAACAAGAACUUGUUCUGGUGCCUAUUCAUCGGAAGGUACAUUGGAGCCUUGUGGUGAUGGACCUAAGAAAAAAGUGUCUUAAAUACCUGGAUUCUAUGGGACAAAAGGGCCACAGGAUCUGUGAGAUUCUUCUUCAGUAUUUACAGGAUGAAAGUAAGACCAAAAGAAAUAUUGAUCUAAAUCUUUUAGAGUGGACCCACUACAGCAUGAAGCCACAUGAGAUUCCUCAACAGUUGAAUGGGAGUGAUUGUGGAAUGUUUACUUGUAAAUAUGCAGAUUAUAUUUCUAGGGACAAACCUAUCACAUUUACUCAGCACCAGAUGCCUCUCUUCCGGAAGAAGAUGGUGUGGGAAAUCCUUCAUCAGCAGUUGCUGUGAGAAAGCCCCGCCUGCUCCCUCUAGCUGCUGGUGGUUCUUUCACGGACGUUUCCAUAUACCUCAUGCAUUGUGGGUUAAAAAGUCCCUGCAUCAUUUCUGUUCUCUCACAGGUACUGAGCUGUCAAAAGUGCAUGGAGGCCCCUCGCUGCACUACAGUCCUGACUUGGGGUGUGGAGGGGCUGCUUGCAACCCUGUCUGUAAGGCUGUGCCUGCUCAGAGCCCUGGACUGUUCAACCCACACAAGAACAAACGCUAAUUAUUAUGUUUUUUGUUUUAAAGAGUUCUUUCCCUAUGAAUGUGGGAAAUGCAGGAUUUAUUCUAUGAAUUGUUUUUUUUUUUUUUUUCUGUGUGUUUGUUCACGUGCAUUCAUUUGCUCACUCAUUUGCAAAUAUUGGGCAGUGGCCAUUUUCCACUGCUCUUUUACAGUUAACUCUAAAUUACUUGUUUGAACUAUUUAUUUCUGAAAGGAAUGUUAAUCAAACUGCCACUCCCUGCUGAAGAUCAGGAGGGACAUCAGUGGGGAGAGGAAGGAAAUGUUAAUUAACUUUUCUAAUGCUGGAGCAGUAACUGCCAACUUGAAGUAAGGGAUCUCCCCAUUUUUGAGGCUGGAAAAUGCCAGGAUAAACAAAAAUGCUGUGUUGUCGGGGCCGAUGGCCUUUCAGAGGAAAUAUGACACUCCAGCAUCGGCACAGUGUUGUGGAGAAGUAGCAGUGUGGCCAAGGAGGUCUGGCCAUCCAUGUGUCUUCAGAAGAGUGUCAUGGUCAUCUUAGAGACACUUCCCUUUCUGGAAUUGAGGUGACUUGGCUGACUCUUGAAACUGGAUUCAAAGUAACUAUAGACCCUAAAUCUUCAUUUUCAUCCUAUAUGUGUUUGAACAUAAACCUCAGUAAGGGUUGGCCAGAGCUCUCCAUGUCACAGGACAGUAUUCAGUUUAAAGCUCUGUUUUUCCUCAAAGUUUUUUUUUUUUUUUUUUUUUUUAGCUAAAAUGCAGUUUUUUUACUCAUUAAGAUUAACAUCCCCCACUCCACCCCUAUUCAGAUCUGUGGAAGAAGACGUAGCACUUGGCUCUGAGGUUAUAUAAUAGUCUAUUUUGCAUAUGAAAGUUUGUAUUUAACUUUUUGUUCAUUAAAAAUAUUACAGAUGUGGUUAUGCAGUUUUAAUUUCAGAAAGUUUAGAGUUGGUCAGAACAUAUUUUGCAAGAUCUAGUGCCUAGUGUUGCUUUUAUGAUGUAAUAAAAGGUUGUCUGGCAGAACCUGAAAA